CUUUAUUUAUCGUUUAGAGGUCGUUGAACGAACAAAUUUUGAAGAUAUAAAACCCUUCUUUCUAUAUGAUAAAAAGUAGCUAGAGGGACUUCUAUUGUUAAUAAUACUCACGAUGUUCUAUUUGUCUUUUGUGCCAUAUUUCCUGAAGAUUUUAAUAAUAUCAACAUUUUUCAUUGAACAAAAAUGUUCUUUUGAGACGUCGAAAACGGCUUGCAGGGCCUCCCUUAAUUCAACUUGCAGUGUAUCGGAAUGUCCACAAAAUAAAGAAGAGUUUGAAGCGGCUGCGAGACGGAAAAAAUGUCACCAGUUUAAUUACGUAAAUUGCAAACCUCUGAAAUAUCACUGUAUUUUGAAUGAAAAUUUGACAGGAUUAAUUGAAGUAUGUACCCCUCAACGGUAUAUUCAAUAUGGGCGGUGUGCUAUAUUUGAGGAAAGAUUCCAUGGCAUUGGGAUCACCUAUAAACAAAACUGUACCUAUUCUGAUAACCCCUGUCCAUCAAUUUAUAAUUCAACAGAGUCGUAUAAAUAUAGCCAAUGCUUUAAAUUGGUGAAUAAUUCCACUGGAUUAUAUACAAAAACUAAAAAUGACCACUGCAAAGUAAGUGAAAAGAAAACUAGCAGUUUUCCUAUUUGGAUAAUUAUAAUCAUCGUUGUCGUAUUGUUUGUUGUGGCCGUGACAUUUGCACUGAUCUACAUCAUAUGUAGAUACAAAAAGAACAAGAGAAACAAAAGAAGACAAGAGAAAGAGGAUGCUAAAGAUUGUACAGAGGAUAUUAUGCUUCAGGAGUUUGACUCACUCUCUUUAAAAUAGAAAGGUUUCUCAACUGGAUAAAUUUUUCCUCUAAUUUAUUAAUUUAUUCAUUUCAUUCGUUAUUGCAUUUAACAUAUGUUUUAAUAAGAUGCAUUCUUAUUUUUUAAACUUUCUGUACAAUUAUCCUAUUUCAUUUAUUUUACUUUUAAACUUUUUUAUUAAAUUUGAUUAUUUAUUUUAAUUUAUAGAUGCUUAUUGGUACUCAAGUUACUGAUUUAAGCUAUGAACAUUAAAAUAAAUAUCAUUUGUGCAGAGCGGUAUGGAGAAAUUGGAACAAUAACAUUAAUAUUUUUAUUCAAAUAGACAUGUUAAUGGUCUACCUUAUUUGGAUUGCAGUUAUCCGAUACAAGUUAUAUGUAAAUAUAUAAUGUCACCCAACACGAUACACUUAAUGUUUAACUGUUUUAUUUUAAGCUUGAAACUUUAGUUAAAAUAGCUUUAAGUUAUCUUGAAAUGCUUAUUGCUU
Saccostrea cuccullata (small rock oyster) is the source of this 1277-nucleotide messenger RNA. RefSeq lists its product as uncharacterized. Bases 113 to 811 code for a protein of 232 amino acids. The transcript has 7 exons. NCBI's taxonomy places the organism in Eukaryota, Metazoa, Mollusca, Bivalvia, Ostreida, Ostreidae. The record is from RefSeq and is a predicted model, not a curated record.